Molecule: messenger RNA, 4019 nt
Organism: Rosa chinensis
Lineage: Eukaryota; Viridiplantae; Streptophyta; Magnoliopsida; Rosales; Rosaceae
Product: pentatricopeptide repeat-containing protein At2g22410, mitochondrial
Exons: 6
Coding region: 39-2063 (674 amino acids)
Biological process (GO): RNA modification
Molecular function (GO): protein binding; RNA binding
Source: RefSeq, a predicted model, not a curated record
AACCAAAGUUGUGCAAAUGUGUACGCGUCAACCACACCAUGCUGAGCCUCAGACCUCAACGUUUGUUUCCAAACCCGGUUUCUCACCGUCUCCUUUCUCUCUCAGCUCACAGACACAAGCCCACCAAUUGGAACACCACCACCCACAAAUUUGUUCAAGCAAACCCACUUCUCUCCCUAUUAGAAACCUGCAAAUCCAUGCCCCAGUUGAAGCAAAUCCAAACCCAAAUGAUCAUUACCGGCUUCAUCUCAGACGGGUUCGCUUCUAGUCGCCUCAUUGCCUUCUGUGCGCUUUCGGAGUGCCGAAAUCUUCACUAUGCCACCAAGAUCCUGCACAAUGUGCACGACCAAAAUGCCUUCUCUUGGAAUGUGGUCAUCCGAGGGUUUUCGGAGACCGAAAAUCCGAGAGGAGCAGUUGUAAUGUAUAGGGAAAUGUUGAGAAAUGGUGGGUCGAGACCGGAUAAUUAUACUUACCCAUUACUGCUAGGAAUCUGCUCUAAUUUGUCAUUCAAUUUGAUGGGGCGUGUGGUUCUUGGCCAUGUGUUCCAAGUGGGAUUGGAUUCUGAUAGAUUUGUUCGCAAUGCGGCGAUUCAUAUGUUUGUUUCAUGCAGAGAAUUAGGGGAUGCACGUAAGGUGUUCGACGAAAGUUCUGUGAGAGACUUGGUGUCUUGGAAUUCUCUGAUUCAUGGUUAUGUGCGAAGUGGGUUGGCACGUGAGGCAUUGCGGGUUUAUGAGGAAAUGGAGGUGGAGAGAGUUGAGCCGGAUCAAGUGACAAUGAUUGGGGUGGUUUCUUCGUGUGCCCAACUUGAGGACUUGAGUCUCGGGAGGAAAUUUCAUGGGUUGAUACGAGAGAUUGGGCUAGGCUUGACUCCUCCUCUUGCCAAUGCACUUAUGGACAUGUACGCCAAGUGUGGGAAUCUUGAGGCAGCUCGAGCAGUAUUUGACAACAUGAAACAGAAAACCAUCGUCUCAUGGACUACAAUGAUAGUGGGAUAUGCCAAACAUGGGUUUUUGGAGAUUGCUCACCGCCUUUUGUACGAGGUGCCAGAGAGUAAUGUUGUGCCGUGGAAUGCAAUGAUCGGUGCCUACGUGCAAGCUAGACGUAGCAAGGAGGCUUUGGCGCUGUUUCAUGAAAUGCAAUCUAGGAACAUAAGUCCUGAUGAAAUAACCAUGGUUUGCUGCUUAUCUGCAUGCUCACAACUUGGAGCAGUUGAUGUUGGAAUAUGGAUUCACCAUUAUAUUGAAAAACAUGAUCUUUCUCUCAAUGUUGCUUUGGGGACUGCCCUUGUUGACAUGUAUGCUAAGUGUGGGAACAUCACAAAAGCUCUCAAUAUUUUCUCGGACAUGCCAGGAAAGAAUUGUUUCACUUGGACAUCUAUCAUUUGUGGUUUAGCCCUUAAUGGACAUGCACAUGAUGCUAUAUCUUACUUUGAAGAGAUGAUAGAUACGGGACUGAAGCCCGAUGAGAUCACGUUUCUUGGAGUAUUAUCAGCAUGUUGCCAUGGAGGUUUGGUUGAAGAAGGCCGAAAGUAUUUUUCCUUAAUGAACACUAAAUUCAAUAUCUGCCCGAAACUUAAACAUUACUCUUGCAUGGUGGACCUUCUAGGUAGGGCUGGUCUUUUGCAAGAAGCAGCGGAUCUUAUUAAUAGCAUGCCAAUCGAGGCAGAUGCCGUGGUGUGGGGUGCAUUAUUCUUUGCUUGUUAUAUUCACAAAAGUGUUUUGAUGGGAGAAAGAGCAGCUACCAAGCUUCUUGAGUUGGAAUCCCAUGAUAGUGGAAUUUAUGUUUUGCUUGCAAAAAUGUAUAGGGAAUCGAAUAUGUGGGAGAAGGCAGAGCAGGCAAAGAAGAUGAUGAAGGAGAGAGGACUGGAGAAGACUCCUGGUUGUAGCUCAAUUGAGGUGAGUGGCAGCGUGUGCGAGUUCAUUGUCAGAGACAAAUCACAUCCUCAUUCGAAACAGAUAUAUGAUUGCUUAUUUCAGUUAACAAAACAAAUGGAUCCGAUGGGUGGUAUGUCUGAAGUUCCUGCACUUUGGGAUGACUCUCUCCUUGGUGAUGAAUUUAGGUGAGAUUUUACUAGCACGUGAAGGAGAAGAGUGCAGAUGAGACAACUUAUGUCUCCAAGUUUUACAAAAUGCAGCAAAGAAUGCAUAUUAAGAGUGUACUUUGGCUUUUGCAUCUAAACAACAUAUAGACACCCAAUUAAGGGAGUACACAUAUGCAGGAAAAUGAUCUUCCUGAAAGACAAGAGUCAUUGCAUUCUCCAUUUGCUGAGUACGCAUAUCAGGAAAAUAUGCUCCUUAUGUACUUCAAAACUGACAUCGCUGCCUCUAAAAUAUCGUGUUUAUCAAGGCCCAAUUAGUCCUGAUGAGUUUGAUGCCUCAGAAACGAAUAGAAAAGUUGUACAACCAGGUUCUUCCAUUCCAAUAUAUAUCAAUGAUACUCUUGAGGAGCAACUUAUUCAUGCUAAGCCAGCGAACUUCUCUAAUAGACUUUUUGACCAGAAGGCAAAUGGGGUUUGUAAUCAGUAUAUUACUAUUCAACUUGAUGGAACAUCAGUGCCUUCUGAUCCGAUUUCAAUGGAUCUUGUAGGACUUGCCUACUCUGAGGGUUAUCUUUCUAUGUCAUACAACGACCAUAUGGAAAACCAUAGAACAAAGGCCAAUGCUGGUUUUGUUGUUCCUGUUGUGUUUGAUGUUUCAGUGCUGCAGUACAGCAAGUUAAUCCGAUUAUACUCAAAGGUUAUACUUUCAAAUGCGACUUCAGUGCCAUUGGAGCUGCGAUUUGAUAUUCCAUUUGGUGUGUCCCCAAAGAUCUGGGACCCCAUAUAUCCAGGUCAAGAGUUACCGAUGCCUCUAACUUGGCAGAAGCCGGUAGGAUUAGAUGGUGUCCAAUUGGAGAUUCUCAUCUCUGGAGUGAAGUUUAUAACCUCGGAAGCUUAUAACCUCUCAAACCUGCUUUCUCAAGAGAGUAAAAUUAAAUUUCUCAAGUCUUUUGGUUGCUAUUCAGCCCAUCCCAAUAGUGAUCCAUUUCACUGUUGUAUUUCAGUUAGAAACAUCAGUUUACCUUCAUCUGUUAGGUCAAGGGAGAUCUUUUCUUCACAUCUUAAGAGUUCUUUAAAGCAAGCAGUUGCAAGUAGUGGUUAAAUAUUGCACAACAACGAGUCAAAAAACUAGUUUGUUUACCAGGUGGUCCUCAGUAUCCCUUUAGUAGUGAAUAACUACCUUCCUGACGCAUUGGCAUUGACGAUGAUGGAAAGCGGUGCGAUUACUCAGACCGCAUUUCUUUCAGAGGUGGAAACUUAUUUUCAUAAUGUUGAUCCUUCUCAUCAGCUGAGAUUGGAGAUCCAUAUGCGUGGCAGUUGUGGAUUUCCCGCAUACUGAAAUAUUCUGUAAAGUGGCCAAGUUUGGUGGAGCGAAGUUCUCACAUUCUGAAGUUGUGGCCUUCGACUCCACAAAUGGACCAAUGUAUGUCACAGUGGAAAAGGUGAUGGAUGCAUUUUCUGGACACAGGGAACCCUUUAUCUCCAUUCCCUUUCUGUUAUAUAAUUGCACUGGUUUUCCACUCUUCAUUUCUGAAUCUGCCAGUGAAAUGAAACCGACUGCAGGUUUUAAUUUGUUGCCAAGAGAUGGCUGAUGGGCACCAGAACUCUAUAUACAAAAGUUUUGUGGUGAGCUAUAUUUUGGUUCCACCCUUUCUCAUCAUGUCCACAGCCACAGCCACAUAUCAAUCAGAGGCGUUUUGCAUAUGGUAAUUAUUUUAAUGCAACUGCCUCACCUUUGCUUCUCCAAGCCCCAGAAGAGAAAAGGGUUUGCCGGCUUCUGCUGCUGCUCCAAUCAAGUGUGUGGAGUGAUUCAAAACAGGAUGAGAUGCUCAAGGCUGGUAUGCUCUCUGUACCCUACAAGGGAACUGGAGAGUGUUUUAAUCAAGUGAACAGUCAAAGAUGAGGGAAUGAUGUCAUUGUACAGAGUUACCACUGCUAAUGUCAUCCGUUACUUCCUCUUAUUAGCACGUCUUUGGUUCCA